CCGCAGGAUGGCUUCGGGUGUCAAGAAGCCCAACGUGCCGUCCGCCAGCCAGAAGCGGAGAGCGGGGCCGAAGCCCGAGCUCACGGAGGAGCAGAAGCAGGAGGUCCGCGAGGCCUUCGACCUGUUCGACGCGGACGGCAGCGGCACCAUCGACGUGAAGGAGCUGAAGGUGGCGCUGCGGGCGCUGGGCUUCGAGCCCCGCAAGGAGGAGAUGAAGAGGCUGGCGGCCGAGGUGGACCGCGAGGGCACCGGCAAGAUCAGCUUCAACGACUUCCUGGCCGUGAUGACGCAGAAGAUGGCGGAGAAGGACAGCAAGGAGGAGAUCCUGAAGGCCUUCCGCCUGUUCGACGACGACCAGACGGGCAGCAUCUCGUUCCGCAACCUGAAGCGCGUGGCCUGCGAGCUGGGCGAGGGCCUCACGGACGAGGAGCUGCAGGAGAUGAUCGACGAGGCCGACCGCGACGGCGACGGGCUGGUGGACGAGGAGGACUUCCUGCGCAUCAUGCGGCGGGCCAGCCUGUGCUAG
Erinaceus europaeus (western European hedgehog) is the source of this 526-nucleotide messenger RNA. It is a transcript of the gene CETN1, whose product is annotated as centrin 1. Lineage: Eukaryota; Metazoa; Chordata; Mammalia; Eulipotyphla; Erinaceidae. Gene Ontology annotation, biological process: mitotic cell cycle; centriole replication; nucleotide-excision repair. Gene Ontology annotation, molecular function: calcium ion binding. The record is from RefSeq and is a predicted model, not a curated record. The coding region runs from base 8 to 526 and encodes 172 amino acids. The transcript has a single exon. Gene Ontology annotation, cellular component: centrosome; centriole.